GAUGCAAUUAAGUAGGUGUAAGUUUCAAGAAAACCUAACAUCGUUUUUUUAGUAACAUGAAAUGGCAAAAGAAAUUUGUGUCUACUUUAGUAUUAGCAUUUAUUUUCUUAUGCAUAUGGAUCCUUUGGAGUUCUGAUGAAAUGAAAGACUCAUUACUGUUACAUAAAAAGAAUUAUGAUUACAUGAAAGACUUUAUACUCUCACCACCAGUUACAUAUUGCAAAAAAAGUUCAUUUCUAACAAUUAUAGUGACAUCAUAUGUUGGACAUGUUGAAUUAAGAAGUGCACACAGAAGAGCCAUGCCAGCUGAUCUCUUAGAGUCUAUGAAUGUAACAAGAGUUUUUUUACUAUCAAAAAUUCCUGUGACUGAAAAAUACAUAACACAAGCAGCUAUUAUAAAUGAAUUAAGUAUUUAUAAAGACAUACUUCAAGGUUCAUUUGUAGAAAAUUACAGGAAUCUUACUUUAAAACACUUGAUGGGAUUGAGAUGGGCCAGCAAUGUAUGUAGACCUACCUACAUACUAAAAGUUGAUGAUGAUACUGUGUUUAGCCUUGAGGGCACAUACAAAUUACUACUGAAACUAGGUAUCCAAGAAACCGUGUUAAUGGGAUAUAUGUUAAACAAUACUGUGCCUAGAAGGAAUAUAGAGAACAAGUGGUAUGUGACACAACAAGAAUACAAUUUGAAUAAAUAUCCAGAAUACUUAUCAGGGUGGUAUUACAUUACUACAUCAAGUGUUGCAACUAGACUAUGUGAUAUGGCUUUAUACCAACCUCACUUCUGGAUAGAUGAUAUUUACAUCACUGGAAUUUUAAGAAACAUAUUAGGUCUGAAAUUAAUACAAGUGCCUGAAGAUUAUUGGCUAGAAUAUUAUGAACUUCUGGAAUGCUGUAUGACAGAUAUGACAAAAAAGUUUAUAAGAUGCGAGUAUGUUGUUGGUCCUAACGGUGGAAGGAAUAAUCUCAUUUUAGAAUUUAACGAAGCUUUAAGAAAUUGUGAUAAUCAAAAAAACUGUAUGGUGCGUCCUAUUGAUAAACCAUUGAAAAGAGUGUGUUUUGUCAAAAGAGAGAGAGACAUUUUUAGUAAAGGCCAAGGUAAAGUGGAGCUCAUACAAGCUUAAGUUACUAAUCCUAUAUAAAGUUAUAUGCAUGUGGUAAUAUUUUAAUUA
This is a messenger RNA of Chilo suppressalis (striped riceborer), 1169 nucleotides long. Lineage: Eukaryota; Metazoa; Arthropoda; Insecta; Lepidoptera; Crambidae. The record is from the annotation of a GenBank genome assembly.